This is a messenger RNA of Nerophis ophidion (straightnose pipefish), 4646 nucleotides long. RefSeq names its product fragile histidine triad diadenosine triphosphatase (gene fhit). Gene Ontology annotation, biological process: intrinsic apoptotic signaling pathway by p53 class mediator; purine nucleotide metabolic process; diadenosine triphosphate catabolic process. The coding region runs from base 146 to 604 and encodes 152 amino acids. Gene Ontology annotation, cellular component: nucleus; plasma membrane; cytoplasm. The record is from RefSeq and is a predicted model, not a curated record. The transcript has 7 exons. Lineage: Eukaryota; Metazoa; Chordata; Actinopteri; Syngnathiformes; Syngnathidae. Gene Ontology annotation, molecular function: ubiquitin protein ligase binding; bis(5'-adenosyl)-triphosphatase activity.
AGCGAACACCUCGGGGGUAUAACUACGUUAUCCACAAUGCAACAGUGCAACUGCUUGCCCUCCCGGAUAUACGGCAAGUAUAGCCCUGAAGCAUUCUGCACAACUCCACCAAGAAGUCAUCUGCUGAGACUAUCCAGUGAGUAACAUGACGACCUUGCGCUUUGGACAGCACCUCAUCAAGGUCUCUGCCGUGUUCCUGCAGACAGAACUGUCCUUUGCUCUUGUCAACAGGAAGCCUGUGGUGCCUGGACAUGUGCUUGUUUGCCCCCUGAGACAAGUGGAGCGUCUCCGGGAUCUGGGUGCUGAUGAAGUUACAGAUUUAUUCAACACAACUCAGAAAGUUGCUAACCUGGUUGAGAAGCACUUCAACGCCACCUCACUCACUAUUGCCAUCCAGGACGGCCCUGAAGCUGGACAAACUGUGAAGCAUGUCCAUGUCCACGUGCUGCCCAGGAAGACGGGUGACUUUGAACACAAUGACAGUGUUUAUCGCGAGCUGCAGAAACACGAUGGCCCAGAUGAUGACGUUCCUUCCCAGUGGAGAUCGGAGGAAGAAAUGGCAGAAGAGGCCUCUAUCUUGAGGAGACAACUUGAGAACCCCUAGACGUCCAAAGUGUCCAAAGUGCACAUUUUCAGCCCACAUCUAAUUCUAAAGAUAGAACUCAACAAGGAACUCGCAAAAAAACAGCAGCAAAAACUGAAUAAAAAAGGAAGAAGUUAUGGAUCUUCUCUAUGGGUUACAUGUGAUAGUUUCAAUAUCAAAAUAAAUGCAAUGAUUUGUUAGUAAGUGACUUUGGGUGGAAAAGCUUUGGAGACAUGCCUGGUGCUACGAAAAAGCAGGGUUAUGAUGAUAUAAUGAAUAUGUCAAAACCAGUGAAGUUGGCAUGUUGUAUAAAUGGUAAAUAAAACAAAAUACAAUGAUUUGCAAAUCCUUUUCAACUUAUAUUCAAUUGAAUAGACUGCAAAGACAAGAUAUUUAAUGUUCCCACUGAGAAACUUUUUUUUUUUUUGCAAAUCAUCAAUAAUUUAGAAUUUAAUGGCAGCAACACUGUGGAGGGGCGCGUGGCCUGCGGGCCUGCAGCAAAGCGGGGUGUGCCAAAAUCAGUGACAGGUGCAUAGAAGGCCCACCUUGGCUUAGUUAUCUAAUCACCUGUCGCUCUGUUAAAAGGCAACAGCCGACAAGAGAGAGUUGUUGGAGCUGGAGCGAGAGCACACGCGAGAGCACGAGCAAGAGUGAUAAGAGGACACUUGCUGGAAAGCAAAUGGCGGCACAAUCAUUAAUAAAAACUCUAUUUUAACCCUGAUCCGGGCUCUCAUGGCAAUGCUUGGUGGUCUGGAGGACCCAUGGGAGGGCAACCUCCACAAACACAAUGCAAAAAAGUUGUCACAAGUGCCUUUUUACCACUGUGUUACAUGACCUUUCCUUUUAACAACACUCAGUAAAAGUUUCGGAACUAAGGAGACCAAUUUUUGAAGCUUUUCAGGUGGAAUUAUUUCCCAUUCUUGCUUGAUGUACAGCUUAAAUUGUUCAACAGUCCGGGGUCUCUGUUGUGAUAUUUUAGGCUUCAUAUUGCUCCACACAUUUUCAAUAGGAGACAGAUUUGGACUACAGGCAGGCCAGUCUAGUACCCACACUCUUUUACUAUGAAGCCACGCUGUCGUAACACAUGAUUUGGCAUUGUCUUGCUGAAAUAAGCAAGACAAUGAUAACGUUGCUUGGAUGGCAACAUAUGUUGUACCAAAACCUGAAUGUACCUUUCAGCAUUAAUGGUGUCCUCACAAAUGUGUAAGUUAACAAUGCCUUGGGUACUAAUACACCCCCAUACCAUCAUUAAUGCUGGCUAACAGUCCGGAUGAUUCUUUUCACCUUUUUUCCAGAGGACACAACGUUCACAGUUUCCAAAAACAAUUUGAAAUGUGGACUCGUCAGAUCACAGAACACUUUUGCAUCAGUCCAUCUGAGAUGAGCUCGGACCCAGCAAAGCCGGCGGCGUUUCUGGGUGUUUUUGAUAAAUGGGUUUGGCUUUGCAUAGUCGAGUUUUAACUUGCACUUACAGAUGUAGCAACCAACUGUAGUUACUGACAGUGGUGUUCCUGAGCCCAUGUGGGGAUAUCCUUUACACAUUGAUGUCGCUUUUUGAUGCAGUACCGCCUGAGGGAUCGAAGGUCACGAGCAUUCAAUGUUACAUGCAGUGGUUUCUCCAGAUUCUCUGAACCUGUUGAUGAUAUUACAGAACAUAGAUGGUGAAAUCCCUAAAUUCCUUGCAAUAGCUGGUUGAAACAUGUGGUUCGUAAACUGUUGGACAAUUUGCUCCCGCAUUUGUUCACAAAGUGUAGACCCUCGCCCCAUCCUUGUUUGUGAAUGACUGAGCAUGUCCAAGAUAGCUGCAUUUAUACCCAAUCCUGGCACCCACCUGUUCCCAAUUAGCCUGUUAAAAUGUGGGAUGUUCCAAAUAAGUGUUUGAUGAGCAUUCCUCAACAGUCUCAGUUUUUUUUCUUGUGCCAGCUUUUUUGAAGCGUAUUCCAAAUCAGGUAAUAUUUGCAAAAAAAUGACAAUGUUUAUCAGUUCGGACGUUAAGUAUCUCGUCUUUGCAGUCUAUUCAAGUGAAUAUAGAUUGAAAAGAAUUUGCAAAUCAUUGUAUUCUGUUUUUAUUUACCAUUUACACAACGUGCCAACUGCACUGGUUUUGGGGUUAGUACUUUAUUAGUAGCAAAUGUCCAUUAUAAUAAUAUGGCCAACUGGGAAUGGGAUAAAAUAAUAAUACACAAUAAAAAAAAUACAUAAAUACAUAAUAAAUUAAAGCUGCAAGCAGCGUUGGUCGGGCCCGCCUUUGGUUGCUGCCCCCAUGACCCAAGCCCUGGUCUAAGUCAGACCUACAUAGAGGUUUUUGUUUCAUGUCUUUACGACAUUCCUAACAGAAGUUAAAAGCAGUUUUGUGUGUGUUUUUUCCUAGGGGGCGCUAGAGCGCAAUUUAGAUUUAUGGGGUUUAGUUUUUUUAUUAGAUGGCAAUUUUCGCCAGUCCUGAUGUGUGUGUAAAAUUUGGUGAGUUUUGAAGCAUGUUAAGGGGGUCAAAUUACAGCUCGGCGUUUCUGGAUGUUGUUGAUAAAUGGCUUUCGCUUUGCAUAGUAGAGCUUAAACUUGCACUUUCAAGCAUUUUAAGGGGGUCAAAUUACAGCUAAAAGAUGCAAAAAUUACAUUUUUUUAGGUAACUUUGCGCAGGGGUUUGAAGGCGCGUAAAAUCAAAACCGGAGCAGUAAUCAAAACUCUGUGAAUAACUUUUAAUCAGAAGGGUUCAAUCUCUCUCCUGUGCGAGUUUGAAGCCGAAACGACAAACGCGCUCGGAGGAGAUAAUGUUUGAAAAAAGGUGACAGGUUUUUACAAAACUUUUAUUUUGAAGGGGUAAUUUUUAACUUCCUAUUGAUUUUUACUGAAUGAUAUCAAUUAUUAAAAUGUAGGUCUAAGUGAGACCUACAUAGAGGUUUCAUGUCUUUCCGGCAUUCCUACUGGAAGUUACAAGCAAUUUUGUCUGCGUUUUCUUCCUAGGAGCAGUUUUUGCUGUGUUUUAUUCAAAAAUUGCGCUAGAGCGCAAUUUUGAGUUUUGGGCUUUGUUUUUUUCAUUAGAUCGCAAUUUUCGCCAGUCCUGAUGUGUAUGCUAAGUUUGGUGAGUUUUGAAGCAUUUUAAGGGGGUCAAAUUACAGCUCAAAGAGGCAAAAAUAGCAAUUUUUGCGCAAAUUUUGCUUUUAAUGGGUUUUUGCAAAAUUUUUGCCGUAGAAAGUAAAAUUAUGAAAUCUAGGUCUAAGUCAGCCCUACAUAAUGGUUUUUGUUUCAUGUCUCUACGACAUUGCUAACGGGAGUUACAAGCAGUCUGUUUUUGUUUUUUUUUCCUAGGGGGCGCUAGCACGCAAUUUUAAUUUUUGGGGUUUGGUUGCUUAAUAAGUUGGGCCGCCGCACCAUACGGAUGUGUGUGUAAAAUUUGGUGAGUUUUGAAGCAUGUUAAGGGGGUCAAAUUACAGCGCGACGGUGCGGAAUAAUAAUUAUAAAGAAAGAAAGAAUAAAACCUUACAGUUUCAAUAGGGUCCUUUGGCCCAUUGUAAAUGGACUCCUUUGGGAGUCCUUUUACAAUGGGCCUGGCGGACCCUAAAAAUGUUAUACCACCUUUUUGAUAUUGUUGAACAUGUAUUGUGGUGCAUAGUUUAGGCAUUUGUCUUUUCAAAAUAAUACAAAAGUUAUUAGGUUUAUUAUUCCACGGAAAAAGGAUGCACAGACAUCUUCCUUGGGGUGUUUGCCUCUUUUUUUGUGGACACGUGAAUGCAUUCGUAAGCAUAAAGUAUAUUUAAGACCUGACUAACAGAAGACCUUCACAAUAUUUGUACAAAAAAAAAAGACAGAUGUGAUAAGACCGUGAAAAAGAAGAACAGAAAUAUUUGUUGAUUGCAUGUUUGCAUGUUGCCUUGUGAUGUGUCUUCCUAACAGAUGGCGAUGCUGUUCUGUAACAAACAGUAUAAUUCCAGAACAUUCACAUUACUCUGGCACUUUAUGUAAGUCUGGAUAUUCUUAACACACAGAAACAAAAUGUAAUUUGCAUGAAAAUGUAAAUACAAUAAAGCAGGGCUUUAUCAGUGAUUGGUGGCCCCAGCCAGUUUUC